CUUUUGGCAGCUUCUCAACGAGUUCCACUCCUGAGUUUCCAUCUUAAGAAGUUCUUCGGUAAUCAAAACCCCUUUCAAAAUGUUCAAGCUGUUCGUUUUCCUCGCCUUCUGCCUGGCUUUGAGCUGUGCCGCUCCCGGUUUGCUGCACUCGUCGCCCAUCCUGACCCACUCGUACCACAGUCUGCCCUCGGUGCGAGUGAUCCACCAGCCCAUCUACACCUCCUCCAUUGGAGGCUAUGGAGGCUAUGGAGGCUAUGGUCAUGGCCAUGGACACGGCUUCGGCUGGAUCUAGGCGGAGCCAUCUCACAAAUAGGCGUCCUCGAGCAGCCGACAGAGCUCCUGUCGCCCCAGGCUGUUCCUUGGAGUCUAGCCAUUUUUUUGAUGGACAUGCCUCGAAUAAAGUUCUGAAAUUGGUCUGAAAUUUA
Messenger RNA from Drosophila suzukii, 425 nucleotides. RefSeq lists its product as uncharacterized. The record is from RefSeq and is a predicted model, not a curated record. Lineage: Eukaryota; Metazoa; Arthropoda; Insecta; Diptera; Drosophilidae.